UGAUACUGGGAUUCGCCUGUAUUCGCGAUGAGUUUACCCCUCAAUCCCAAACCUUUCCUCAACGGAUUAACAGGAAAGCCAGUGAUGGUGAAACUGAAGUGGGGAAUGGAGUACAAGGGCUACCUGGUCUCUGUAGAUGGCUAUAUGAACAUGCAGCUUGCAAAUAUGGAAGAAUACAUAGAUGGGGCAUUGUCUGGACAUCUGGGUGAAGUUUUAAUAAGGUGUAAUAAUGUCCUUUAUAUCAGAGGUGUUGAAGAGGAAGAAGAAGAUGGGGAAAUGAGAGAAUAAUGUCUUUUGUGUGUUUUUAUAUAUAUAUUUCUAGACAA
Messenger RNA from Heterocephalus glaber (naked mole-rat), 326 nucleotides. Lineage: Eukaryota; Metazoa; Chordata; Mammalia; Rodentia; Bathyergidae. The record is from RefSeq and is a predicted model, not a curated record.